GGGGUAUAGAAGAAUACACGCAGCACAGGACAGGCGCUGUUAUUCUCUUAAAAUGUCAAAAUUAGGAGUUUAGAAAUCUGAGCAUCUGGCCACGUAUACAAAAUGGCGGCGCCCAUGCGCUAGUAACGCGAACGAAGCGGAAUAACAAUCGUCGCAGUUAAGAUAUUUAUUUAGAUUAUUUACGCUCGCAAAACAUCGCUGAUUCUUCAGGAGAGUCUCGCAAGCGGGUCGCGCGCCCGAGCGCGAUCCCCGAUCGUCGGUUGAAACGUGAGAUUGUGUUUUGACCGCCGCUGCGCACAUCUGCAGAGUAGCGAUGCCCGAAAUUUGCCCGAGUGGUUUCGUUGAGGACAUCGAGGACGUGGUACGAUCGGCCGACGAUGUCUUCUCGCCGAAGACGCGUAGCGAGGUCGUUCCUCGCGUCAGGAGGCGCAAGGAUGCCCCUGAAGCCUGCGGCGACAGUUUCUUGCCAGGCACCCACAAGAUCCACGUAAAAACCUGGGGCUGCGCCCACAACAGUUCGGACAGCGAGUACAUGGCGGGUCAGCUGGCGGCCAAAGGAUACACUAUUGUCGACGAUGCCAGGAGCGCCGACUUGUGGCUCCUCAACAGCUGCACGGUGAAGAAUCCCGCGGAAGACCACUUCCGGGGCGCCAUCGAGGCGGCCCUGCAUCAGGGCAAGAAGGUGGUGGUGGCGGGGUGCGUCUCCCAAGCGACACCCAACGUGGGAUACCUCCGCGGCCUCAGCAUCGUGGGCGUCCAGCAGACCGACCGCGUCGUCGAGGUGGUCGAGGAGACCCUCAAAGGCAACUCCGUCCGGCUCCUGGGUUCCAAGAAGGAAGGCCGACGGAAAGCCGGUGGCGCCCCGCUGACCUUGCCAAAGAUUCGGCGCAACCCACUCGUAGAGAUUAUUGCCAUCAACACAGGCUGCCUGAAUCGAUGCACCUACUGCAAGACCAAGCACGCCCGCGGUGACUUGGGCAGUUACCCGAUCGAUGAACUGGUGGCACGGGCAAAGCAGGCAUUCGAAGAAGGCGUGCGCGAGAUCUGGCUGACCUCGGAGGACACGGGAGCCUACGGUCGGGACAUCGGGGUCACGUUACCUGACCUGCUGCGGGAGAUGGUGCAGGUCAUACCCGAGGGCUGCAUGCUACGGCUCGGCAUGACAAACCCGCCCUACAUUCUCGACCACUUGGAGGACAUGGCCGAGAUCUUGAACCAUCCCCGCGUCUACUCCUUCCUUCACGUCCCCGUGCAAUCUGGGAGCGACCCUGUGCUGACCGAAAUGCGAAGGGAAUAUACCGUCGCCCAGUUCCGCAGUGUGGUGGACCACCUCCGGAAAGCUGUUCCAGGAAUCACAAUUGCUACAGACAUCAUAUGCGGAUUCCCCACAGAAACCGAGGAAGCUUGGUUGGCCACUUUUCACCCUGGCAAUUAAUUGGCUUUGAUUUGCCUCAAUGGAUGACAAUAAAAGGAGUACUAGAAAGGAAGUUAGCCAAUCUAAGCAAUAAGGAACUUGCGUUAAAUUCUGGCGUCUUACAUGCGAAAGCCACGACACGACUACGAGGCACAUUGUAGCAUGCAACUACAGAUAAAUGUCUACCUCCUCGGAUUCUUUAAUGUGGACCUAAAUCUAAGUCCACAGGCAUUUUAACAGCAGAGCUGUUUAAGCUGGCCAUGACCUGUCCAGCGUGAACAAA
This is a messenger RNA of Rhipicephalus sanguineus (brown dog tick), 1697 nucleotides long. RefSeq names its product threonylcarbamoyladenosine tRNA methylthiotransferase. The record is from RefSeq and is a predicted model, not a curated record. Gene Ontology annotation, biological process: tRNA methylthiolation. Gene Ontology annotation, cellular component: endoplasmic reticulum. Gene Ontology annotation, molecular function: 4 iron, 4 sulfur cluster binding; tRNA (N(6)-L-threonylcarbamoyladenosine(37)-C(2))-methylthiotransferase activity. NCBI's taxonomy places the organism in Eukaryota, Metazoa, Arthropoda, Arachnida, Ixodida, Ixodidae. The coding region runs from base 314 to 1435 and encodes 373 amino acids. The transcript is spliced from 9 exons.